GAUCCUGCUGAGUUCAGGUGAUUUGAUUGGCGUAGAGCGCAGGGCGGGUGUAGGAAGCGUGUCAGCCUAAUGACGUACGCUGAGGGUGGUGUAACGUACCGGCGUGUGACGUGAGCAGGUGACGGAGGCGGAAGUGAACUACCUUUCCAGGAUCCUGAAUCCUGAUACGGAAGUGAAUAUACUACCUACAUGCCAUGGAGGACACUGGUCAGGAUGGACUUUCAUCACCUGCUACUCCAGGAGCAGGCAAGUCUAAGCUGGACUCACUGCCUAAAGAAGAUCUCAUCAAAUUUGCUAAAAAGCAGUUGAUGCUUAUUCAGAAAGUAAAAUCAAGGUGUACAGAUUUAGAGAAAGAAAUAGAAACCUUGAAAUCAAGACCAGCUAGCGAGGAUACAGAUGUUGUCCAGGCACUCACUGAAAGACUGGACGCUGUCCUUCUAGAAAAGGCAGAAACUCAACAGCAGUUGGUCUCUCUGAAGAAAGAAUAUGCUAAAACAAAAGAAGAUGCUAAGGAUGCUACCAAGAAAGCUGCUGAAUUGCAACAAGAUUUACAGCAGUCAAGUGAUAGUUUCUUAAAAGAAAUAGAUGUUUUAAAGAAUGAACUGGUUCAGACUGGGAAUAGUCAUAAAGAAGAUGUGGAUACUAUAAAGAUAGAACUACAAGAUGCACUUGUUAAACAGAAAGAGUUGACAGAUAGACUGGGCGUGCAAGAAAACCAAGAUGCAGAAAUGAAAAGACUGAAGGAACAGCUUCAGCUUAUCCCUCAAGUUUAUGAGGACAAGAUAUCUAGUUUGCAGAAAGCAUUAGAAGCUGCUACUGAAGAGAAAAACCAUGAAAUAACCAAGCUUAGGGAAACGCAGGCAGCUUCAGAGCAGUAUAGUUAUGAGAUCCAGGAUCUUCAUCAGAGAAUUCUGAAAUUACAAAAUGAGCAUAAAGAUGCUGAAUUGCGUCUAAAGCAUCAACUUGAAACUUCUAUGAUAGGGUGGGAGCAAGAGAAACUAUUAUUGCAAGACCUCAUCAACCAGUAUGUGGAAAAAGAGAAGAGGUGGCAAGAAGAAAUGAGUGAAAAUAAUAAAAAUAAGCAAGAAGUGGAAAUUCUUCAAAAAAAGCUGGCCGAAUACUGUAAUGUGCAAGAUGUACAAAAUAGCUCACUGCAAAGUGAUAAUGGCAAAGUUGAACAGUUAAAAAGUCUUGUAGCAGAGUUAGAAUCUCAGCAAAGCCUCUUAAGAGAUGAACUCACGUAUAUAAACCAUUUAAAGAUCAGUCUAGAAAAGGAAGUUCAACAUCUAAAAAGUGACUAUUUCCAUGAGCGAGAAGAAUUAGAAUUUAAGAUAAAUGAACUUCAGCUUGGCAUAGAGGAGUAUAAUGGUCUGAUAGAAAAAUUAAAGACAGAGCUUCAGUAUUCAAAAAUGGACUAUGAUCAGUUGGCAAGAAAAAAAAAUGAAGAUAUUCAAGCUAUUAGAGAUCAGCAGAAGAAAGAAAUGUUUGAACUGGAACAAGCAAUUGUAUCACGCUUUGAAAAGGAGAGAUUGUCCUUUGUGCAUGAAAUAGAACUUUUAAAAGAGCAGUGUGAUAAGGCCCAGCAAGAAAGAGAGGAAGCUGUGAGCAGUUAUGAGGGUUUGCGGGAAACGUUUGUCAGCCUUCAGGUGGAACUUGGAGAGUCUGCUGGCAAGAUCAGCCGGGAAUUUGAAAUGAUGAAGCAACAACAGGCCACCGAUGUCCAUGAACUGCAGCAGAAAUUGAGAACUGCAUACAAAGACAAGAAUGACGUUCUUGAAACUGUGAAUCUACUCCAAGGAGAAAUUGAGUUGUUAUCUUCUAAACAAAAUGAAUAUGAAGAACUAAAUCUUAAGAUUAUUCAAUUACAACAGAAAAACAAAGAACUUAAGGUGUCUUUGCAUCAGAAAGACGAGCUGAUAAAUGAUAUGCAGUUGAAAGUGGCCACUGAGAAAUCUUCUACUGUCAGCGAGGAGAUCCAGGAGCUGCAAGAAAUGUGCAAAACAGAGCAAGCCAGGGUAUUGACAUUACAGCAUGAAGCUGACGGCCAGGUUAUGCAUAAUGCUCAGCUGAAGCAAACCAUUGAGGUACUGACACAAAAACUGCAAGAUUCCAUAGAACUAUCCAAACAGAGCGAGCAUGAAGCACUUCAAUUUAAAAUUAAGGAAUUGCAACAGAAAAAUGAAGAAGUUCUCAUCGCUUUACAUGAGAAAGAGGCAUUUUUAACAGUUCUUCAGGUGAAAAUAGCAGACACAACCAUGGAAAAUGCUGAAAUAUCCUGUAGCUUAGAGCGUUCAAGUGAAGAAAUGCAAAAAGUACAGGAAUUAUGUAGGACUGAAUCUGAAGGCCAUGCAAAGUUUAUCGUGCAGCUGGAGCAAACCAUCAUGGAUCUGACACAUAACCUGGAAGAAUCUGUAACCAUUAGGGACCAGAGCCUGAACGAAGUGAAAAAUCUCCAACAACAAGUAGACAUGCUAAUUCUUGACAAGCAAAAUUUGCAGAAUGACUCCAGAAAGUGGCACGAUGAGGUGUCAAGAGUUCAUGAAGAAAAGGAUAUACUUUCUAGAGAUUUUGAUAGACUUGUGUCUGAGCACAAUGGUUGCCUAGCUGCUAAGGAGGAGCUAAGUGAACUAAGAAUGAAAUUACAACUGGUAGCAGAAGGGAAAGAUGAAGUAGCUAGUCUACUCGAGACUAAAGAGCGCAACAUAGAGGAAUUAAAAAUCCAGCUCUAUGUUCUCCUAGACAUAUUGGCGGUACAGUGCACGGGCCAAGAUCUCAUUACUGUCCUACAAGACAUUAACAAAGCAGUACUCCAGCUGAAGGAAGAAAAGCAAAAUGUGAUGUUACAGCGAGAGGAGACAUCUGUAGAGCUUGAGGGGCUACAGGAAGAGUUUGAAAUACAGUGCUCAGAACUGAGAGCUCUCCUGAGCGACUACUCAAAGGAAAAGUCGCUUUUGAAAGAAGAACUGGAGGAAACACUUAGAGACAAAGAAGCUCUGCAAAGUGAUCUGCUAGAGAUGAAAAACACACUUGAAAAAUCUAAGCUGGAUAAUCAGGACUUACUUUCUCGUAUUGAAAAUGUAACUUUAGAACUGAAUGCAUUACAGGUAGAAAAAACAAAUGUUAUAGAAUCUAACAAGCAAGCACAAGAAGGUUUACAAAGUGUGACCGAAAACAAGGCUUUGGCUUUCGAUGCUGUAACACUAGAACUUCAGUCUGCGCAGGAUUUGCUUUCAAAAUCAAAAACAUUGGAACUUGAGCAGCAAAAUCUUAUAUCAGACCUUCAAAAGAAAAUAGAAAACCUAGAAAGAGAAUGUAAGGAAAAAGAAGAAAAAAGUAACAAGAUUAAAGGAGUUGCUGUUAAAGCAAAGAAAGAAUUGGAUGCUAAUAAAAAGCAGGUUCAGUCAGUGAGAGAGGAAUUGGAGCGGGUAAAAGCAGAAAAGGACCAGCUGAUGUCUUCCACUAAGGACCUUGUCCAAGGUGCAGAAAGCUAUCAGAAUCUCUUGCUAGAAUAUGACAAACAAGUGGAAUUUCUGGAGGUGGAGAAGGAGCUUGUUCGAUCUACAGGGCGCCAGUUGGAAGAGCUGUCACAACAGCUUCAGGCUUCUACUCUUGAGCAAGAAAGAAUGAACUCUGCCAAUGAAGACCUGGUAACCCACAUGGAAACAUUGCAGUCCAAUAACAAGCUAAUUGAAGCCCAGUUGCUGGAACUUCAGCGAGCUAAAGUUUCAUUAGAAAAAGACUUGGAGGCUGAAAAGUUGAUAAAAGAGCAGAAAAUCAAGGAUCUCAACUGUGCAAUAAAACAGAUUGAAGAACUUCAAGAACAACUUCAAAAAGAAAAAAAACAUCUUCAGAAAACCACAGAAGAGCUUGGACUUGUCAGGAAGGAUGCUCAGAAGAGCACGAUGAUGGAUAUGGAAAUUGAUGAUUAUGAUCGCUUGGUGAAAGAGCUCAACAAAAGCAUUAUCCAUAAGAACAGUCAGCUGGAGGACUUGGAGCAGGAGAUCCAUGUGCAGAACCAGAAACUGGAAGUAAUGCAAGAAGAAAUAUCAUUACUACAGACAACAGUGGAGCAGCAUGAGGAGCGCAGCAGAAAAAUGAAGCAACUGCUGAUUAAGACCAAGAAAGAGCUGGCUGAUUCCAAGCAAGCUGAAUCGGAUCAUUUAAUUCUCCAGGCCUCAUUGAAAGGGGAAUUGGAGGCAAGCCAGCAACAUGUGGAAGCUUAUAAGAUUCAAGUUGCAGAACUGACAUCAGAGAAACACAAAGUACAAGAGCAGCUCAGAACACUAACAGAACAGCAUCAGCGAGCAGGAAACGCAUACCAACAGAAACUGCUAGCUCUUCAGGAGGAGUGUACUGCUGCUAAGGCAGAACAGGCUGCAGUGACAGCUGAAUUUGAAAGCUACAAAGUCCGUGUCCAUAAUGUGUUAAAACAACAGAAGAAUAAAUCUGCAUCUCAAGCUGAACAAGAAGCCUUUAAACAGGAAAGGGAGCACCUACAGACAAUGUUGGAUCAAUUGAAAACCAAACUACUAGAAACUCAGCACAGUCUGCAGUUGAACGUGGCGGAGCUACAGGCUUUGCAGUCUGAACAUGAUAUGCUUCUGGAAAGGCAUAAUAAGAUGCUACAGGAGACUGUUACAAAAGAGGCUGAGCUAAGAGAAAAGCUAUGCAUGGUGCAGUCAGAGAACAUGGUUCUAAAGACAGAGAAUGAGCAAGCGGUCAGCCAGCUGAGUGCCCAAAAUGAAGCACAGCGUAACAGUUUCAGAGACCAAGUGAGACAGUUGCAAGAUGGUCACAGGAAGACUGUUGAGACUUUGCAGCAGCAACUGUCCAAAGUGGAAGCUCAACUUUUCCAACUGAAGAAUGAGAUCACUGUUACAAACAAUUCAGGCACCCAGCAGCCCCCUAAGGGUACACGGGACAGAAGACCGGCUGACCUUUCUAUCCUGGACUUGUACUCUGUUGCCAGAGAGGAAGGGGAAGGAAUGGAAACCAUGGAUAAUGAAUCGGUGUCUUCUGCCAGCACCCACGUAGCUACGCUAGAGCAGCUCCUCAAUUCACCCGAUUCCAAAACUGUUCUAGAGUCUCCCCAGUGGCAGCCAGAACUUUCUAAAGAAGAACUGGUGGAGAAACUCAAUACAACAUCAAAGAGCGUUGACCAUCUGAGUGGUCUCCUGCAUGAGACAGAGGCCACCAAUGCCAUGCUUAUGGAACAAAUAACUCUCCUCAAGAAUGAAAUUCGGCGCCUUGAAAGGAAUCAGGAGAGAGAAAAGUCUGUGGCAAAUUUGGAGUAUCUGAAAAACGUUCUUCUUCAGUUCAUUUUCCUCAAGGCAGGCAGCGAGAGGCAACGUCUCCUUCCAGUCAUAGACACAAUGCUGCAGCUCAGUCCUGAAGAGAAAGGAAAACUGUUUGCCAUUGCUCAGGGUGAGGAGGAAUCUGCUGCCCAACCUGCUGGUUGGGCCUCUUACCUGCACAGCUGGUCAGGACUCCGGUAGUACACCAAUGGCGUGAAAUGAAAGUUGUCAUUUAAGAUUUGCACUAUCAAGUUUAACAAAUGUAUGUGUUACUGUAUCAAUUAUGUCGUUUGGGUUAUGAAACUGGAGUCUCCCGUUUACCUUUUCAAAUGGAAACAUUUCAGAGUGCCUACUUAGCUAUGAGGAUUGGAAUACGGCCGGGAUUCUGCAGUGCUGCACAAAACAGUUACUAUACGUGUACAUACUGUAUGCCAUGCUUUCAUCAGUGUACUAUAGCCUUCUUCUUCACCACAGUAACCUUUAUAGUACAACUGCAUGGAAGAAGGAAUGUUUACAUCUACUUUCAUUUUCUGUAAAUAUUGGUUUCCAUACUCCUAAAAAAAAAAAAAAUCUAAAAAUGAAAUUAUGUAUGACAUAUUUUAUAUCUAUAUCAUGGUACAUAUUCUAAUAUAAACCAAAGAAUGUAUGUGAACCUUGAUUAAACCUCUUUUUAGCAGGUGCGUAGUAUGUUUAGAAUGUACUCUGUGAAAGAUAGUGGGUGGUCUUUUUGUCUGAUUUCACUUGCUGUCCCCAUUUUAUAUAGAUGAAAGCUUAAAUACAGUUGAGAUUCUUUAUGAAAAACCAAUGCAGAAGAAAAAUAUACUGUCAAUUAUAUUUUAAUGUAUAUACUGUCGUUUUCAUAAUACAAGCAAACACCUGUUUGCUAUUAGCCGUAGUCAUUUUUGGUACAUGUCUCUGCUGUGUUUGUUUUUGUGACUCACUCUGGACAGUGUCUUAGAUCAUGUUGAUUGCCCGUUUACUCUGAUUGUAAGUUUAGCACUAGUACAAAGUGAUCUACAAAGAGACUAUUUACCAAUGUUUUUUAUUGAUUUGUUUUGUUCUGUUUACUUGAGUGAUUAUUUAACCACAAUUAAGCACCUUGAUCCAUUAACACAGCUGCUGGGCAUAAGAAUAUGUAUAGCUAGUCUGAGUGCAUGUACAGUAAGUGCAGUCUGCGUGCGUGAGUUAGGUAAGGCAGUACAGUAGUAUUGGAAGUGAAAUGAAAGCUGAGAAUACAGGUAUUUACAGCAUCAGUGAGAAGGGAUUGCUUUCCUUUUGUAGGACAUAAUCACCUCUAAUCCACAUCCUGGCAAUAGAAUGAUUAUAUACCUCAGUUUUCUUGGCAAAUGUGAAGAUCGGUGUAAAUACAACUGCUGUAGAUGUGCUAUGAAGUUGGUUUUUAAAUUCACUUUAUAAAUGUUGUUCUAAUAGUGCUGUGUUAGCAUGCAUGUCUCUACUUGGUCAGACGCAGUUAAAUGUUAAUAGUUUUCGCAUUAUUCAGAGGUUACCAGAGAUAAAGCACAACAAUUUAAUUUAGCAAAUAUAUAUUUAAUUAGAUUAGUAUUUGUUUUACACUUUGACUAAAGGAUGUUUUUGUUUCUAAGAUAACACGUGUUAACAUCCAGCCCCAGUUGAAGCAUUGAUAUGUACUGGUACCUGUGAUUACUGUAGUUUUUGACAACAUUGAAGGUAGAAAUUGGAGACCUACUAACAAUGGCCUGCAAACUAUAGUAAUGCUCAUCACAAUUCACCCGCACAAAUAUGCUGUCUUGUACUGUGUAUGAUAAUUAGUAGUAGUAUAGUAACUACAACAAACAGUGCCUUUUUAUUUCACCUGACUCUUAGGCGGUAGAUUUACUAAAUAUCUAUUUUUCAAUUCACCAAUAUUCUUGGCUUUGAACGAUAGUUUUUAAACGACAGGAGGAACAAAAACAACAUUUUGUAAAUGUGCCUCUAGUUUUUUCCCCCACAAAUACUGAUCAUUGCAAUGAUAUGUCUUAAGGUUUACUCAUUAGGGACAUAUAAGGGGGAAUUCAAUUAGCCACGUGGUAUACCCCAUAGCUAAUUGAUUGUGCCGCACAGGGAAAAGCUAUUAAAUUAAUUAGCCUUUUCCACACAUAGUAAAAUAUCUGUAAACCUGUGAAAACACACUGAUUCCACUUAAAAUGCGGAAUCUAAGGGGAUUACCCAGGCUUUAAAUGCAGAGAGCUGCAUUCAACAUAUAUUUUUCCUUGCAGCUCCUUAGGCUAAAAAUCCUGCCUCUGGGGUUUAGCAUGUGGGGUUCCCCCAGAUGACUGAAUCGGGAAGCACGAUCGGUUAGCUGCCGCAUAAACACCGCGGAUAAUUGAAUACCCCCUAUAUUAUUUUUGUGGUUUGUCCAACGUAGGCAAAUAUUACUACUGACUAUUAAUAGUUGCUUUGCUUUGUAAUAGAUAAUAUAAACCAGGUUGCAUUGGUAAACAGCAAAAGCAAUAUGCUUGUUAAGGAACAAUUAUUUUAAUAACUGCUUUAGCCAUUGGUGCAUAAAAGAAUUUGACAGCGUUACUGGAACUUUUGUGAAUCCUUUUAAAGUUCUGCAUAAAUGUGAUCUUAUGUGUUCAGAUCUUCAUUGAAGUCCUAAAACUAGAUAAAGAGAACUCACUAAAUCAAGUAGCACACUAUAAAAUAUUUUGUUUUUCAUUCAUCUUUUGAUGUAUAUUAUCCAGCAUUAGAUUUCUUGUCUGAGAAGUUAUGUGAACCUAUAAUUUCAGUAACUGGUGUGAGACUCCCUUGAGCAGCAGUGUGUACGGUAAUUGUUAGACGGCCACGCCAAUCAGCACUGAGUUGUUUUAGCUUAUUACUCCUUACAGAGCUGUUUCACCUGAUGGAUUAAGGUGGGCUUCCUUGCAUGAACAGUCCAGCCACAACACUUCAGUUGGAUUAAGGUCUGGACUCCCAACAUUCCAGAACACUAAUUUUUUUCUGCUUCAGUCGAUUUUGUUAAUAACUGCCUGGUACGUUUAGUAUUGUCUUGCUGCAAGACUCCGUUCUGUUGAGCUUCAUUUCACCCUGACAUUCUCCUGUGGAAAUUGUUGACACAAUUCAGAAUUCAUAGUUCCAUUAAUGAUGGUGCGACACCAUGAUACUUUCACCACUGCUUUUCACAGCUGGGAGAAAUAUUUUUCUGUGAAAACAUAACGUUUCUCAUCUUAGCCAAAAAGCACUAUUUAACAAUCAGCCAUCCACAGGAUAUUCUUCCGGUAGCCUUCUGGCUCAUCUGUAGCAAACUUUAAGCAGGCAACAAUAUUCUUCUUGGAGAGUAUUGUCUUUUUCUCCUUGUUAUGUUCCUAUCCACACUAUUCUUAUUCAGUGUUUGUCUGGUGGUGGAUAUAAGGAGAGAGUCACUGCAAGAGAGGCGUGCAGAUCAUUUCAUGUUACACGAGGGCACCCUGUGAUCCCAAUAUUAUAUGCUUUGCUUUUGGAGGAUUAUUGUUUGAUAUCCAGUCCUGGUGAGAGUAACAGUGGUGUUGAAUUUUCUCCAUUGGUUUACUAACUGCCUAAUAGUGCAUUGGUGAUGCCCAGUGUAUUUUAUAUUUUGUUUAAUAAUGUUUCCUACCUGAUGAGCAACAACUUGUUUGAGACCUGGUAUGCAUUCAGAAAAUCCUAGUGAAGACUCAGGUUUGUUUUUUAAAUAUGGCAGGGCCACAAAAACUCACAGAUGGUUGUCAUCUCAUUGGUGAAGUACUAUUUAAUGCUGCUUGAUCAUUUUGAUCAAUAAUUGCAUCAAAAGUUUAUCCUUUUGUCUGAGUUAUUGUCUUUUGUCUAUUUUUAUUACUUUGAAAAUUUGAACACAUUUAGUCACAAAAUUCUUAAAGGUUCACCAAACUUCUAGCACACUGUAGCCUGCAAAAGACUGUGCAUGUCUGUUUGGUAACAGUGAAGACUGACCUUUCACUGAGUCAUAAAAUAUAUUAUGUAGAAAGUGUGCAAUGAUCUGCUGAUCUCAGGGCUGCUGUCACUAUGGCUUGUUUAGAGCUCUGUGUUUACCAGACAGAAGAAGGACAUGUUGAGAACCUUACAGGGCUCUACACACUUGGCGACAUACACUGGCGAUAUGAAUGAUAUCGCUCGUAAGUGAACCAUAUAUCAUUCAUGUCGUUUAGGGUGGAGGCACCAACAAUGAACGAUGCACGGCUUUGCGUCGUUCAUCGUUGGUUUUCCCUCGUUAAACAUAGCAAGCCAAUUUGGACAAUGUCGUUAAUCGUUGAAAAUGAUCAUCGUCCAAAUCGGAAACAUCGCCAAGUGUGUAGGGCCCUUUAGUUACACACAGCUUUAGUAGGAAACACUAUUUCGGAUAAAACAAAAACCAGCAUUUGAUCGCUGAAGGGGAGUUGUAUUGUUCGCCCACAUGGGAUGCAUGGGGACCAAUUCAAUUAAGUGGUACAAAAUUCUCUAGGAAUCUUUGGUGAUUUGUAGCUGCACAGAUUCUGGCCAAUACGGUGUCUCUAGAUUUCUUGCAAGGUUCAAACCGCUUCUUAACACCUUAUUUAUCUUACUGGAAAAACAGAGUUCUCUUUUAACAAAAUAAGAAAUGUAAAAAUAACUAAAAGAAAAUAAACAAGCACUUGUGACACUAGCCUGAGGUUACUAUAAACUGUGAAUAAAAUGGAGUUUCUCCUGUACAUUUUAAUCUCCUUAAAUAAAGACAGUAAUUUUUCAA
Molecule: messenger RNA, 9993 nt
Organism: Pseudophryne corroboree (corroboree frog)
Lineage: Eukaryota; Metazoa; Chordata; Amphibia; Anura; Myobatrachidae
Gene: GCC2
Product: GRIP and coiled-coil domain containing 2
Exons: 23
Coding region: 195-5495 (1766 amino acids)
Biological process (GO): late endosome to Golgi transport
Cellular component (GO): Golgi apparatus
Source: RefSeq, a predicted model, not a curated record